This is a messenger RNA of Amoebophrya sp. A120, 3606 nucleotides long. Lineage: Eukaryota; Dinophyceae; Syndiniales; Amoebophryaceae. The record is from the annotation of a GenBank genome assembly.
CUUAAGUUGAAAAAGUAGUACAAACUUGCGCGACCAGAAUUAGAAUAUCAUCCCGAUACGACGGUAAGAGCACACGGCAGCACGCUUUAUCUUCAACAGCCUUUACAUCUACUGCGCGCCCAAAAUCAUCAUGAUGCCAACAUCUGCGCCUUCCCCCAGGUCCGGACAAGUCCUGAGCAUUCUUCAGGAGGAACACCGCCAGACGGAAAAACUGCUGCUCUCUGAAGAUUAUUUCAUGCAGGGAGCGGAAACUUGGGGCCAGGAGGACAUCGCCUUGGAUCAGGAAGAAUUGAGGAACGACGGUGAUGGUACAUCUUCUGACAAUUUUUAUGACAACGAGUUCGGCAGCGGGUCAGAGAAAAAUGACCUUUCGUCCAACGAUUCCGAUUUGGAACUUUCCGACUUUAAAAACUUCUUCCCGGCUGCCGACGAGGAGAACAAGAGCGCGGACAAAUCCGCUGCGAAAAAUACAACUGCAGGUGGACCCGCUGCUGCUGCUGUUCCCCGUGCUCAAUUAUCGUCCUCCUCAUCUUCUUCCCGCAUGGUGGAUAGGAAAGAACAAACUAUCGACAACCAGCCUGGUGCGUCCAAAAACGCCUUGCAGAACAAGGAACGGAAACAGCAGGCGAGGCUGCUUUUGCAGAAACAAUUUGAAGACAGAGAGAAGCAGCGGAGGAUGAAGAAGAGAAUCCAGUUUGACAUCGGAAGGAUCGGGUUGAAAAAUCAUAAAGGAGCGCAGCUGCAUAAUGGAGGCGCUGCUUUUCGCAAGAACACCGCCUCCUGUUCCAUCCACCACAAAGCGAUUCACCACCUCCGCAGGGUCUGUCCGCAUGUGAGUACAAGGGUUCCGAAGAGGUUGUUGCAGCACCUAGUGGACGAGCAAGGAAAUAAAAAAGUUUCGACAACCGCUUCUGUUGGUGGCGGAACAUCUGCUAUCGUGCUGGCGGAGGAGGAGAACAACAAUAACAGCGACCUGACCCUGAAGGCGUCGGCAAAUGAAAAUUUAGUACCUUAUUUUCCACCGCGCAAGACAACUACGACGGGUGGACGAGGAACGUCGUCAGGAGCUACUGAUCUGGUCCUCCGUGAAGUCCAAGUCGGAGAGGAUAUCAAAGAAGCCGGCGUUCAUCAUCUCCCGGCAAAUUCCCAAGAAACAUCAGCAACCUCCAGCACUGCGAGCAAAAAGACCACGGGCUGGACCCUCGUGGAGAAAAAAGAUCUCCCCAUUCGGCACUUCUACGGCCACAAGUGGAUCAAGGCGGCGACGGAGGAGGAGGAGGUCGCGAACCUGCAUUCCUACGCAUGCUUGUUCGACCGGUUCCUGCAUAAGCAGGGCGGACUGGGGGUGGGGGCGAUGAAUGUCAGGGAUGAGAUAUCAAAAUGAAAAAUGCCCCCUCCCCAUACUGGAGCGGAGAUUUGUGUAGCAUGAUUUGUGACCACAAAUACUGUUGUCAUGAUGCUAGAAGGCAAAAGAAGCGGACUGUAGUGCUGGGCGACAUAGGAAAGCCUUGCAUCUUCAACAUGACAGAGAGCAACUGGAAGUGGGAAACAGCAUGACAAAUUAUUGCCUGCAAUUAAGGCCGCGACUACGUUUCUUGGCCUUCUAGCAAUACAAGUCGAUUUGUGUACUCAAAUACAGCAUCACAAAUUUCGGGUUCGAUAUGGGGAGGGGGGAUUUUUCCUUUUGAUAUGAGCUGGAACGGGACCAGUUGCGGGUGGAGGAGGCGUAUGGAUUGCAAAAAUAUCUGGGUCUGGAAGCUUGUAAUGCUAAAAGUGAAUGAUAGGCGCACUGGAAUACCAGCUAUGCAUGACAAAUUUUUUGGCUGCCGUGUCUUACGUAUUAUGCAUGGCAAACUGCGUCGUUGCGUGACAGGUAAGAGGGCCUUUUCGUGCCUAUGCAACACAGAUUCUCGAGUCAUGCCAGACAAGCAUGACAAACUUGCAUUCUUCCAGACCCACACAUUUUUGCAAUUCACAAGACGAUUAGGAAAAAACUGGAACAAACGGAUAAACUGCAGAUGAACAAGAAGCAGCUGCUGAACUGCAUCACAAAUGACGGUAGAAGAAGCACUUCUCCUUUGGAACAAACAGGAGAGGUGGACCACGCGGAGGACAUGGCAAUGGUUCUGGUGGAUGACCAGGAACUACAUCAAGUGAGUGACCAACUCGCCUGCAACGGCAACUAUCUGGAUGAUGAGAAGGAACUACAGGCGCAACUUCUAGGAGAAAGAUUGGAAGAAGAUAGCAGUCUCACCCUCUUCGCGGGCCUGAUGCAGCAGGAGGGCCCGGUACCAUCGUCGACUUCUUCAUCAUCAGGGUCGGAUCACAACAGAGCAGCAGGCCACAGCAGCCAUUAUUUUCAACAACCGCGAGGAGCGCGAGAAAAAAUCCCGGAUCACGUGCUGUUUGCGGGCUCGGACGAGGAAGACGUUGACGUUUUUUCUUCCGACGGGGACCGCAGCAGUGGUUCAGCGGUGGAGCAAAUGGGUCGUGACGAUGGAGAUAAUUCAUUUGGUUUGAAAAAGUUCUUUGUGAACCAGAACUACAGUGGCGAAAUUUUGAAUAAGAACAACAAGGUGGCCCACUUUCGGGAGGGCCCUGGUCGUUUUUACUUCGGGGAACAGCAGCACUUUGAUGUUGGGGAACAAGAAGCAGACUCUACUCGCGACGUCGAGAUGGUACAACAAGAACCCACAGGAAUAAACGGCAACAGCACUGGUGUUAUCGAUCUCACCGAGGAAGUAGGGGAUGCGAGUGAGAAAAAGAAGCUGGCUUAUUGCAACAAAAACGACGACAGUGAUGCGCACGCGUCCUUUUUCCGUCUGCCUGGGGUCGUGUGCGAUGAAAACCAAAACUUCGGUUCAUUUCCCACGACCGCGGCGGCGCAACAAGAAGAACAACUAAAGUACAAAAACCCCGGGAGCGGUGCCGCGGCAGCAGCUAAUAGUAGAUGCACCAGGACAACUUCUAUCUCUACGAAGUUUCGGCUGCCGGAAAUCAGUGUUGGAUGCACCAGUACGAAGUUUCGGCUGCCGGAAAUCAGUGUUGGGGCUAACGUGGAGAUGCUGAAUCAGACAAGAGUAGAACAAGGAGAACAAGAAUCUGCUAUCGUGGUCAGUGAUAGUGAAGACGAUGAUUGUAGUGCAAGACCUAGAACUGCCAAGCGGGGCCGGAUUCCAGAGAGAGAAACGGAAAUGGUGGAUCUCACAUCGGAGUAAAUUUUAUAUAACAGGAGGAAAAAUGUUUCUCCAAGAGUUUGUACGAUUGAUUCAGAUUUUGCGAUUCUGAUCUUCGAGCGGAAGACAAGAAAAUGAUACUUACCCCCUCCAGAUUUACUUUUUUGCAAAAGUGGUUAUUUAGGCAAAAAUUCGCUGUGGUCUAUUUUCUCUUCGGGCCACAUCUACUUCGAAGAACUUUUGUCGCAGAGGAAUUCUGCUUUACCGGACGGUCUGGUGAGGACCGGUACCAGGGUAGAAGUUUCUUGAAACGAGGAACAAUAAAAGAUUUUUUCUUUUUGAUUUGCCUUUAUUUUUGCGAGGUAUUCUUAUUCACAUCAUAUGUGUUUCGUGAGCGAAUUUCAAUUUGCAAGCUUCGAUGAAGAUGAGA